Osmerus eperlanus (European smelt) is the source of this 3531-nucleotide messenger RNA. It is a transcript of the gene zbtb33, whose product is annotated as zinc finger and BTB domain containing 33. Bases 232 to 2190 code for a protein of 652 amino acids. The transcript has 2 exons. The record is from RefSeq and is a predicted model, not a curated record. Lineage: Eukaryota; Metazoa; Chordata; Actinopteri; Osmeriformes; Osmeridae. Gene Ontology annotation, molecular function: protein binding; RNA polymerase II cis-regulatory region sequence-specific DNA binding; DNA-binding transcription factor activity, RNA polymerase II-specific. Gene Ontology annotation, biological process: regulation of transcription by RNA polymerase II.
UUGUGAGGUUCACAGCAAUGGAAGUAUUUGUUUUAGUCUGAUUAAUUCCAUGUAAUGUGUGUCAUGUUCUGUUUACGAUACGUUUCACUUGCAAAUGACUGAAACAACGGCGACUCCUGUUGGUCAUGGAAUAACGAGCAGCCUUGCGACAGGGGGGUGACUCGUUGUCUGCAGCCAUCAUCAUCUAUCUACUUUCUUGAAAGAUUGAUCAUCCGGCGUUACGUUGCAGGGAUGGCGAGCCUAAAGCUGAUCUCUGCAACAGACACACAAUAUUCAGCCACGGUGCUGAAGUCAAUGAAUGAACAGCGAAAUCAUGGAUUAUUCUGCGAUGUCACUAUAAUAAUACAAGACCGAAAAUUUCGAGCUCACAAAACCAUCUUGUCGGCCUCAAGCACUUAUUUUCACCAACUUUUUUCAGUGGCAGGGCAGGUGAUCGAAUUGAAUUUCAUUCGGGCAGACAUUUUUGAGGAAAUUCUAAACUUCAUCUACAGUUCAAAAAUUGUUAGAGUCCGCUCUGACAUUCUGGAGGAACUCAUCAGUGCUGGGCAGACAUUGGGUGUGAAGUUCAUUGCAAACUUGGGUGUUCCACUGUCACAAGUCAAGGGCUUACCUGGCUUGUCCAAAGACACUGAAAACUCGACUGAUAGACAUGAUGAUGGGUUGAUGAUGCCCAUUAUAACGGAGUCCUUUUCACUUUCAGCUGAGGAGUUCAAUCAGACGGACAAAAGUACAGACAAGGAACAGGACUCGGACAGUGACGAGGUAUUGUUUGUCUCGAAGACAGACGCCCAGACCAGAGCAAUUGAGAAAUCAAAACAUUCUGAGAUAAUCGAUUUGGAUGCACCUGAUUCCGAGGAAGAGUCUGUGACAAAGAAAAAAUGUGAGGCUAUUCCUGCAAUAACAAAGGAACAGCAGAAAACAGUCAAAGCUGGCCCAACAGAUGGAGACAAGUUGUCCCUCCUCCAUAGCCCUCCUUCAUCCCUUAAAUCCCACAGCCCCAUGAUGUCCCCAGACACCAGCUCUAGUAUACCCCCUCUCCCUGGUGGAUCCUCCUCUGAUGGGCCCACUUCUGGGGGAACCUCCCCUGCCACACCCCAACCCAUCCGGAUCAGUUUCACCCCAGAACUUCACAACACCUCACUGCCCUCUGAAAAUCAUGAGGUAUUAGGCGUCCACAAGAAGCAGGUUGUCACACCCAGACAAGGAGAUUUCAAAAUAAGGCUCUCAGAUGUAAAGUCACCUGGCCACACUAUAAAUGAAGUAGGCGUUAACAUUUCCAAAUCCGUCAUGGCUGCGAAAAAGACAAUAACACUCGAUAAGGCGUCAGAGAUCGACUCUCUAUCUACAGGAUGUAAAGUGUACGCCAACAUCGGUGAAAAUACGUAUGACAUUGUGCCCAUGAAAGAGGACCCAGGGGAAGGAGGUUCUAAAGGCAGUAAAGGGAAAAGGGCCGUCAUGUCCACCGCUUUGAAAACCUUUGACACCUCUCCUCUCUCGCCACAAGGGGGCCCAACCAAGAAAAGAACGAAAACGGAGCAGGAAGAUCACUAUGAGCUCAUCAUGGACGGGAAGACCUUUUUCGUGUGUGUUGUUUGCAAGCGGCCAUACGUGUGUCUGACAAGCCUGAGGCGCCACUUCAACACUCACUCCUGGGAGAAGAAGUAUCCCUGUCACUACUGCGACAAAGUGUUCGCCCUGGCUGAGUACAGGACAAAACACGAGAUCCAUCACACAGGGGAGAGAAGGUACCAGUGCCUGCUGUGCAAUGACAUGUUCAUGAACUACCAGCUGUUGUCUACCCACUGCAAACAAGCCCACAAUCAGGAUCCCUCGGGGAGGAAGGAAAAGGAUGAUACCAACAACAACUUGUACCGCCUGCUUCCUUGUAAGACUCUCCAGUUGAAGCCCUACUCCUAUGUGUCUGAGGAUCCAGACGGGAUUCCCGUCAUCAACGAGGAUGGCGUUGUGCAUCACAUUAACCCCAAUAGAGGACAGCUGGCAGACCAAGGGCUUCAGUCCUCCACACAGGGCAAGAUGUUGAACUGGGACGACAUCUUUGUGGAGCCUGGUGCCCAUUCUCGACCAGGUGCUCACCCCCGACCAGCAAGCCACACUAACCCUCCACAACCCCCUCCUCCGCCUCCCUCUGGCUCAUCCGAGUUUGAAUUUGUUAUACCAGAGACAUACUGAGCAGGGUGGCAGUUUACUCACUGCUUUGUGUUCCGUGCCUUUUCAGGGGGUUCCCCUUUGAAUGGUGUUUUGGGGUCCAUGUUAUCCAUGCUGUUUAUAAAUGUAGUUUUAGGAGGAUCUGUUGUGCUUUAGUGGCCUACAACCGUCUUUUUUUAGAAAAUACACAUUGGUUUUUAUCAUGCUCUUAUAACUAUAUUAUGUAAUGUCUGUCAUUGUAUUUUAGAGCAACAUGAUAACAUUUUUACUUUUGUACAUUAGUACUAAAGUCAUUCAUGCAGUCAAAUAGAGUAACCUUAAUGUAGGUAUAAUUUCUAUAUUUAUGGACUAUACAUUGGGUUUAACUUUUGUUUCAAAUCAGGGGAUAACAUUGAAUGAUCUUAAAACAAGUGUACUGGUUAAUUCUAAAGACAUAAUAUUAUGGUUUAAGUUGUUGUUGACAAUGACUUGACUUGUUCUUCCCAAUGUAGCAGAAUGGUGUUGCUAAGUAUACGUUCUAUACUUUAUCAUGGCAAUCACAUGGAAUGAUCUAGAUAUCACUAGGAUGCUUUUUCUGUCUUCUGGGACAGAUUUUAGUCUCAAUACAUCUCUCUGCGUGUAUGCACAAUGGAGUGAUCAAAGGGAAAGUUCACUUAAGUACUUUGAAUUCUUAGUUCCCCCUUACUAUGUCUGUAUGAGAUAACCUUUGUUUUAUUAAUUGAUUUCUGAGACUUGGAAUGUCUGACUUAAUAUUGUCUCACUUCCCUGUUUGUAUAGAAUUAAUUUUAUUUCGAAAAUCGAAAGACAAUGUGUAAUGAGUGUGACAGAAAGUGCACAAGGUUAUUCCACCAGAGAAAGGUUUCCUCAAUUAUUUAAGUGAUAAGUUACCAUUGGAUAUUGAAGUCUGUUAAAGACUUGACAUGCAUAUUUAAUUUGGACCUUUUUCCCUUUCAUAUGCUGGCCAUAUUUUUGUGUUUUAAGGUCAUUUGGUCUAAAGAAAGCCAAAAUCUGCCUUUUCGCUGAAUACAGAUUGCCUAAAUAGGUUAUCAUAGGACUUCCAUUACUCUGUGUAUAGAGUUAUAGCACUUACACAGGAGGUUGAUACAGACAGUUCUUUUAUAGUAUUUUUUUCCUCAAGUACCUAUGUUGUCAAUGUGUAGUCUAGUCAAAUUGAGUUGGAUUUUGUACAGCUACAGUGUCAUACAUUAAAAGCACCUUCGGCUUUAAUGUUUAAAAACUAACCGUGGUGGAUCCUGUACAUAUAAUUGUUCUUAAAACCUUUUUUUGUAUUUUAACAUUUUUCUUGUUUAAAUUUAUUUAUUAGAUCAUAGUGAUAGAGUAAUAAAUAAUAAACACAGUACAAAU